Molecule: messenger RNA, 1695 nt
Organism: Letharia columbiana
Lineage: Eukaryota; Fungi; Ascomycota; Lecanoromycetes; Lecanorales; Parmeliaceae
Exons: 5
Coding region: 1-1695 (564 amino acids)
Source: RefSeq, a predicted model, not a curated record
AUGCUGCCGCCUUUCGAUUACUUCGAGCAUCGCCGAGCAUGCCAACGGAAACAGCUUGAACGAUCGACCCGUAUCGCCAAUCUACCUCCCUCAUACCAUAGUCCUAUCUCAUCUCAGGACCAUGAAAUACUGGACAAGCCCAUUGAGACCAUUGUCCAAGAUGUCCACAAGCAAGUCCUCAAACCGAUUGACAUCCUUCGAACCUACGGCAAAGUCGCCAUACAGGCACACGAGAAGAUCAAUUGCCUCACAGAAGUCAUGCUGCCUGAAGCAGAGUCGUGGGCAGAGAACGAGGUCAAUUUGAAAGGCCCGUUAGCGGGCAUACCUAUAUCUUUGAAAGACUCAAUAGCGGUUCGCGGCUUCGAUGUCAGCGUAGGAUAUUCGCGCAAUACAGGCAAACCUUACGCUGAGGAUGGUAGUUUGGUCAAGAUACUGAAAGCUGCUGGAGCCGUGCCCUACGUCAAAACCAACCUACCGACUACGCUUCUCUCCUUCGAAUCUUCCAACGACGUAUGGGGCCGCUGCCUCAAUCCACACAACCCAAAGUACUCCCCGGGAGGAUCUACGGGCGGCGAAUCUGCUCUUCUCGCCUACGGUGGUGGCCGUAUCGGCAUUGGCUCUGACGUUGCAGGCUCAGUACGAGUGCCUGCACACUUUUCUGGUAUAUACUCGUUAAGAUGUAGCACGGGACGUUGGCCGAAAAUGGGCAUGAAUACGAGUAUGCCUGGACAAGAGGGUAUACCAAGCGUGUUCAGCCCCAUGGCAAGGACGCUGGAAGAUCUAGUCUACUUCUCGAGGAGUCUGAUUGGGAUGAAGCCGUGGCUGUGGGAUCACACUGUACAUCCCAUUGAGUGGCGGAAGGAUGAAGAACGGAGAGUGAAAGAGACCAAGAAGUUUAAGAUCGGCAUUAUGAGGACAGAUGGCGUUGUCGACCCAUCCCCGGCCUGCGCCCGCGCACUCGAACGCACCGUAUCUGCUCUCUCUUCCCAAGGCCACACCCUCGUCGACAUCUCCCCACCCUCCCCGUACACCGCUCUCCUCAUCGGCUCCCAGCUUCUCAAUUCCGACGGCUGCAAAAUGUUCCUCUCCUUUUUCCGGACCGGCGAAACCAACGACCCGGGCGCUCGUCAAAUGUCACUGUAUAUGAAGAUGCCGCGGCCUUUCAAAUACCUCUACUACUUCUGGGUCAAGUAUGUAACGCGCGACAGUGUGUGGGCAGGUUUAUUGGAAAACUGGAAUGAGAAGAGCGCUUACGAGCAGUGGAAAUGGGUAUCAAAGCGAGAGGCUUACAAGGCGUGCUGGCAUGAAUGGUGGAAAGGGGAGGAAUUGGAUUUUAUGUUGACGCCGGUAAAUGCGACGCCGGCGGUGCCGCAUUGCGGGAUGAAGGAGGCGGUAAGUAGUUGUGGGUAUACGUUUUUAUUCAAUUUGCUUGAUUACACCUGCGGUGUCAUGCCCAUCACCCACGUAAACAAAGUGCUCGACAAGCUACCAGCAACUUUCCAGUUCAACAAACUAAAUGGCGUUGCUCAAGGUGCAUAUCGGCAUUACGACGCUGAAAAGAUGCACGGGCUGCCAGUAGCGAUCCAGGUGGUCGGUCAAAGAUUGCAAGAAGAGAAAGUGCUAGCGAUCAUGGAAAGAAUCGAAGAGGCAUUGGUGGAAACAGGUGGCAAGUACGACCUCUUAAAGAUAGAGUAA